Hevea brasiliensis (rubber tree) is the source of this 1978-nucleotide messenger RNA. Its product is annotated as flavonoid 3'-monooxygenase CYP75B137. The record is from RefSeq and is a predicted model, not a curated record. NCBI's taxonomy places the organism in Eukaryota, Viridiplantae, Streptophyta, Magnoliopsida, Malpighiales, Euphorbiaceae. The transcript has 2 exons. Gene Ontology annotation, molecular function: oxidoreductase activity, acting on paired donors, with incorporation or reduction of molecular oxygen; iron ion binding; heme binding.
AAAAGAAACACCAGUCAUUAAUUUCAAGGUAGAUUUUUAGUGUGGUCUUUAAUCUUUAUAUAAUUGGGUGAUAUUUUAUUUUCCGUAAAUGCUACAGUCACUCCAUUCCUACAAUUUUCUUUUCUCCCACGCUAAAAUGUUCAACUUCUUUUAUGGCUUGUGGUCUUCUUGGUGGGAUUGUAGCAGGGAAAGAGAGAAUUUUUUUCUCACUCUAUCGGUGCCGGCAAUUUUAAUUUUAUGGUUCUUGUGGAAUGUCAGGAAAUCAAAGAAGGCGAUUCCUCCAUUGCCGCCGGGUCCUCGUGGCUUGCCAGUAGCUGGUUACCUUCCAUUUCUUAGCACUGAGCUUCACAAGAAAUUCACAGAAUUAGCUGGGGUCUAUGGCCCAAUCUAUAAGCUUUGGCUGGGGAAGAAAUUAUGUGUAGUGGUGAGCUCACAAUCAGCAGCCAAAGAAAUUCUUCGCGACCAAGAUGCAACAUUUGGCAACCGUGAUGCCCCCAUUGUCGGACGGAUCAUCUCAUAUGGUGGAUCUGAUAUUGCCUGAUCCUCCAUGGGUCCUGCCUGGAAAAAGAUGCGCAAGGUAUUUGUACGUGAACUCUUAAGCAAUUCAAACCUUGAGACCCUUUCGGCUCUAAGAAAACAAGAGGUUAAGAGAACAAUUAGGAAUACAUAUAACAACACAGGCAAGCCCAUAGAUAUUGGUGAAACAGCAUUUUUAACGAUCACAAAAUCAAUCAUGAACAUGUUGUGGGGUGGCAUACUUGAAGGAGAGGACACCCAUAAUGUUGGAAAAGAAUUCAGAAAUUUAAUGGCCCAACUCAUGGUGCUGUUGGGAAAGCCAAAUAUUUCCGAUCUCUUCCCAGUGCUUGCAGCAUUGGAUUUGCAAGGCAUGCAGAAGCAAACAAGGAAGAUCUUGCAAAGUUUCGACAAUUUUAUCAAUCCUAUAAUAGAGAGCGGUCAAAAAUUGUUUGAAGCCAACAAAGUCAGCACUACUGUAGAAAAGAAUAACCAAAGGAAGGACUUAUUGAUGCUUCUUUUGGAGCUUAAGGAGCAUCAUGAGAAUACGGAAACAUCAUUUAGCAUGAAUGACCUCAAGGGUUUGCUCAUGGAUACAGUGCUUGGCGGAAUAGACACAACGUCAACAAUGGUAGAAUGGGUAAUUGCAGAGUUGAUGCAAAAUCAAGAGGUGAUGGAAAAGGUCCACCAAGAAUUAGAUGAAGUAGUGGGGUUGAAUAACUGUGUGGAAGAAUUCUACUUGCCCAGACUAUGUUAUUUGGAUGCUGUGGUUAAGGAAACAUUUCGGUUGCAUCCAGCGCUUCCUCUGUUAGUACCCCAUUGUCCAAGCCAAUCAUGCACAAUAGGUGGAUAUACCAUUCCCAAGGGCACUGCAGUUUUUCUGAAUGUUUAUGCGAUUCACAGGGAUCCCAAUCUUUGGGACAAUCCCCUGGAAUUUAGACCCGAUAGGUAUCUGAAUAACCACACCACCAAAUUUGAUUACUCAGGCAACAAUAUCCAGUUUCUUCCAUUUGGAUCAGGAAGACGAAUUUGCGCGGGGCUGCCUCUAGCAGAGAAGAUGCUGAUGUAUCAAUUGGCUUCAUUUUUGCACGCAUUUGAGUGGAAGUUGCCAAAUGACACGAAGCCAGAAUUAUCUGACAAGUAUGGGAUUGUUGUGAAGGUACUGAAACCUGUUGUUGUUAUACCAACACCCAGGCUAUCUAACUUAGACCUCUACUAGCUGGAAGACUACACGGUAUGCAUAUGCAUUGCCUUUUGAUAAAAUUGUAACAGCAUAAGUUCAACAAGAAGCCAUUAUCUUUGUAACAAGCAUAGCUAUUAUCUAUUAAAUUAAAAAUAUAUAAUAAAAUAUGUUUUAUAUAAAUUGUAUUCUAAUUAUUUAAGAGAGUAGACAUAUUUCAUUAUAUGUAAUUGCGCAUUUCAGUAAUACAGUAAUGAUGAUGAUGAAGAUGGCAAGUUGUGUUUC